UUCCCGAAAGGGGAAUUCUUCUUUGUUUUUAAUGUGUUGGCUCUGAAGAAUGGUUUAAUUUAUGUAUCUAAUUUCAUUGAAUGAUUUCUGUGCAUUUAUUCCAGCGAUUUAUUUCUUUAAAAUUGAUUUAAACAUUGUUCAUUGACAACAUUGGUUGCCAUUACAGUUGCGGAAGGCAAACGUUCACUGGGAAUGUCAAACCAACAACUAACAUGACGAGUGCUGGAAUGGUCUCACCUCCUCUAUUCACUUUGCCUUUACUCACUGAGGAAGGAGUUGUCCGUGUGCGAAAAAUCUGUGGAAAAUUAUGCAAUUUGCAUCACGAUUUUCGCACCGUACGCGGUCGUAAAGUGCGACAACGGGCGUAGGAAGAUGUCGUGCGUGUGACUGUUGUAAAGUGUGCGCUCGAAACGGUAAAUUUGUGCUAGAAAAUAGCGAGCAAACAGGGUGGUAUUUUUUUGUUGGUGGAGUGCUUGCACGUGCGUGUAUGUGUGUGUGUGCGUAUGCGUCAGAGUGAAGGGGAAGGAAGGAAAGCUUGCAUGAGAGCGAGACUGUGUGUGUGAGCGCAUCGUGCGCAGCAAAUGGUACAAUUCAUCUUGAUGUUCGAUGUGUUCUCCCAUCGCCGUUGUUCGUUCGCCGUCCGUGUUGUGUUAAAUGUGAAAAUUGUAGCGAUGGUGCUGUAAAAAGAUGGCCUGGUAAGGAAAUCAAACAAGCGAAAAGCGAAAACAGCCAGCUUUUCUCUAAGUGCUGAACGGAAAAGUGUCGCUGGAAGGGAAAAGGAUCAAAUGAAAAAUUUGCUUCACCACCGUCACUGCGUGCUUGCGAAGGUAUUCGCAGUCACGACGAGACACGAGAAGGAAGGCUACAAACAACAGCAGCCAGCAGCCAGCAGCCGGCGGAACAAAACAGCAGGAUCAAACGAGCAACGGUCGCGCGAGAGCAGCUGAAAAGGGAGAGCUGAUUUAAACAUUAAAAAUGGCCGCAUCGCAGGAAGCACAACAACAUUGUCGCUGCAAACGUCAUUGCCUUCUUCGAGCGAAAUAAACCUACCCCGAGAGAAGGCACUGCUCUUUGUUUGUGGCCGAGCUGCUGUGUCUGCCAAAUAAAACAAAACUCGACACGGCAGUAUGUAGCACCAUUGCGAACAAAAAAAAAGAUAUACACGCAUUUGUAAAAGUCAGUUUGUGCGUGCCAAUUGAUAAAAAAACUCUGAACGCAGCGUAGACAUGAAGCGGAAAACAUAAGGGAAAUAAAUGUGCCAAAAAAAACACUCCCGUAAAAACUCACUAUAAGCGUCAGCGUGUGUGUGUGUGUGUAUGCGUUGUUACAAAACUUCAACAAAGAGGAAAUCAAAGGUGUGGUGUGCGUAAUACCAGCCAUCCCUUUUUUCCUAUUGUGAACGGAUUGUUUAUUUUAUUGUUUUACCCUGUAAACGCACACACAGACACACACACACACACACGUACACGCUAACGUCCGAGUGGUCAGGUCGUUCAGGUUUUCCUAUGGCUACUAUGCUUCGUUCUAUACUGGCAAACGUCCUGCAGACGAGUUUCAGUAGCCUACGCUGAUUACAUUUUCCCACAUUCGUGUACGCGCGCGUGUGUGUGUGUGCUGGAAUUGGAUGUGGUUUCCAUACGCAAAAAGGAUGUCAUGCUGCUGCUGUCAUUCGAGAGAAACCAGAGUCGUUGGCACCGAAGUACACGGCACUUAUAAUUAGGCACGCAACAAAAGAAAAGUACAAACACACACACUCAGUAUGCGUGGCGUACAACAAUCAAGCUUUUGAAGCAUCCUCACAGAAUCUCUGGGACGUUCGUGACGCGCUGCUGCUGUAGGCUACAGGAUAUAAGGAAGAGCCCAUACGCUGCCACGACAGGUAUGGACAGGUGGCAUUGCUGAAGUGAAAGGACUGAAACACAGUGUAUGCAAUCACCCCUGGUAUCUGGUGCAAAUAACGGUGGCCAACUCACGAAGCCGAAUUUCAGCAAAAGAAAGCAAACAAAAAUGCAUCAAGCAUAGAAUAGCGUGAAGUUCCUUAACUGACGGCGCUCCUGCUGGUGUAAUAGUGGCGUAUCGUAUAUACGGAGUAAAAGGGAUAUCAACGGCACAUCUCUCCAAAGCAAAGUUUUGGCCGUUUUCUGUGGUUGCUGCUUUUUAGCGUAAGUGAUACGUAAAUAGAGCAAAAUGCCCAGCGCUUCCUUCUCAUCGUCCCGAUCGUAUGUACGCCGAUCCCGGCGAAAGGGCAACCGAAUUCCGCUGCCAUCGCGAACUUCCGCAAUCUGCGAACAGAACAUUCCAGCACCGAAUGUCGGUGCAGCCUUGUCGUCAAAUGGUGGUGGAAGUGGGGGAGCCGGCAGUGGUCCGGCCGUGACAGCUGCAGCUCCGCCGACAGCCGGCACCGGUCCUACGACAGCCGUUAGUACUACAAUCAGCUCCACCAAUAGCAGUACCUCCGCCAGCUCGUCCACAUCCAACGCUCCUUCCACUUCCACAUCGUCAUCAGCGUCAUCGUCGUCGACCACAUCGCCAAGCUCCUCAACGGCACUAACGGUUUCCAUCACCGGUCUAUCCGCAGCAUCUUCCAGCGUCAUGAUGGCACCACCGGGCGUGUGUACAUCGGCUGGUCUGACCAACUUCGGUGGCAGCUUCAGUGGCGCUGCAACCACCACAAACGUAGACAUCGCUGGACCUACGGUGAUGGUCUGCGGUGGUGGUUCCGCUUCCGGUACAACGAGUUCAUCAUCAACGACCACAUCCUCCCAGUGUUUGUCGGCAAUAACGGCGUCACUGUACGCGAUCGUCGGAUCCAGCAGUGGCAACAGCACUUCGACUGGGGCCUCCUCCUCCUCCUCGUUCGGGUGUUCCAGCUCUUCGUCGUCUUCCAUAUCAGGAACAGUAGGAGCUGGAGCAGGUUCAACCACAUGCGGACUGUCCGGUCCACUGUCCUCUGUUACGCUAUCCGAGGUGAAGCAGAGUUCCAACUCGCCAUACGAUCUGCGCAAAAAGUCCCCAAUGACGGCACACGAUUCAGCCAGUGCCAGCGGUGGAGGUAGCGGAGGAACUGGCGGUGGAGGAGGAUGGUUAGCGGGAGGCGGCGGAGGUGGAAAUGGUCCCGCAACGUCUACUUCGUCCACGGCAUCUUCCUCGAGCGCGAUGGCAGGAAACUCGGCGGCAGGAAGUUCCUCGUCCACUGGUGGCUCUCUAUCGUCCUCCACGGGUGCACCAUUCGGACUAGGAUGUGGUACAUCAUCCUCGUCUAGCAGUAGUAUUAGUAAUCCGAACUGUUCCCCUGGUGGUGGCAGCGGUAGCGGCAGUGGCAAUCUUCUUCUGCACCAUCACCAUCAUCAUGCACAUCAGUACCAAUCGACAGGUGGAUACGAUCCAAAUGCGGCUGCCUAUAUGCUGCCGGCUCGCAAACGCCCUCGGCGUACUUACUCCAACAAUAAUGACGUUGGGACGUCUAUGGCGGCCACUAUGCCACAGCAACCAACGGCUGCCGCCGCCGCACUACUUGCUGCUACGGGCGGCGGUUCGUCCGCUUCGUCGUCAGUUGCCUGCCGGCCAGCAGCGACAGCGGCAGUAGUAGCGCUCACUUCGCCAGCGACUCCUUCGCCCCCGAUGGCAACGGCAUCGGUUGCUAUGGCCGGCACGAUGUGCAUGCAGUCGGCGGCACACUAUCUGCAGUACGAAAUGCCGGACGAGGUGUUGCUAACGAUCUUUUCCUACCUGUACGAGCAGGACCUCUGCAGGGUGGCACUCGUCUGCAAGCGCUUCCAAACGAUCGCCAACGAUAAGGAGCUGUGGAAGCGGCUCUACCAGAACGUGUACGAGUACGAUCUGCCGCUGUUCAAUCCAGAACCGUGGAAGUUUGUGUUUGUGAAACCGGAUGAGGCGGACUACGCGAAUCCGUGGAAGGAAAGUUUCCGGCAGCUGUACCGAGGAAUUCACGUACGACCCGGCUAUCAGGACCGGCGGUAUCAAGGUCGCACCAUCGCUUACUUCAACACCGUGCAAGGUGCAUUGGAUUAUGCGGACGAAAAGAACACGGCCAACGGAAAUGGGACGACGGCGGGCAAUACCGGUAGCAGCGGUAGUGGCGGCGGAGCAAGUGGGAAUGGUAACAAUGGCAUGGGUGGUAAUAAUAACAGCAAUAGCAAUAACAACAACGGUGACGAUAUGGGCGGAGGAGUAGGUGGGGCAGCUGGUGUCGGAGGUGGCAUCGUCGGUGAAACGAUGGCAACAGGCAGCUUAAUAUUUCUGCACAGCGGUACGUACCGGGGCGAAUUCCUGGUAAUCGAUUCCGAUGUGGCACUGAUCGGGGCAGCCCCGGGAAAUGUGGCCGAAUCGAUCAUACUCGAGCGGGAAUCGGAAUCGACGGUCAUGUUUGUUGAGGGUGCGAAGCAUGCGUACGUAGGACAUAUGACGUUGAAGUUUUCGCCGGACGUUACUUCGACGGUUCCGCACCAUAAACACUACUGUCUGGAGGUGAGCGAAAACUGCAGUCCCACCAUCGAUCACUGCAUCAUCAGGAGCACGUCGGUCGUUGGUGCCGCAGUUUGUGUUAGUGGUGUCGGUGCCAAUCCGCUGAUCAAGUACUGUGACAUCAGCGACUGUGAGAACGUGGGUCUGUAUGUGACAGAUUACGCACAGGGCACCUAUGAGCAUAAUGAGAUUAGUCGGAAUGCGCUGGCCGGUAUCUGGGUGAAGAAUUACGCUAGUCCAAUCAUGCGCGAAAAUCACAUCCACCAUGGGCGUGACGUGGGCAUCUUUACAUUCGACAAUGGCAUGGGUUACUUUGAGAAGAAUGACAUCCACAACAACCGAAUAGCGGGGUUUGAAGUGAAGGCGGGUGCCAAUCCAACCGUGGUCAAGUGUGAGAUACAUCAUGGCCAAACAGGUGGUAUCUACGUGCACGAGAAUGGGCUGGGCCAGUUCAUCGAGAACAAAAUCCAUUCCAACAAUUUUGCGGGUGUGUGGAUUACGUCGAAUAGUAAUCCCACGAUCAGAAAGAAUGAGAUCUACAAUGGUCAUCAGGGUGGCGUGUACAUCUUCGGCGAAGGUCGCGGUCUAAUCGAGCACAACAACAUCUACGGCAAUGCGCUGGCCGGCAUACAGAUACGCACGACAAGCGAUCCGAUCGUGCGGCACAAUAAGAUCCACCACGGUCAGCAUGGCGGUAUCUACGUGCACGAGAAGGGCCAAGGUUUGAUCGAGGAGAACGAAGUGUACGCUAACACGCUGGCCGGUGUAUGGAUCACGACUGGCAGUACGCCCGUUUUGCGACGGAACCGCAUCCAUUCGGGCAAACAGGUUGGCGUGUAUUUCUACGACAAUGGGCACGGCAAGCUGGAGGACAAUGACAUAUUCAACCAUCUGUAUUCGGGCGUACAGAUCCGAACCGGCAGCAAUCCGGUGAUACGUGGCAACAAGAUUUGGGGUGGUCAAAAUGGCGGUGUGCUCGUGUACAACGGUGGUCUCGGUUUGCUAGAGCAGAACGAAAUCUUUGACAAUGCGAUGGCGGGCGUGUGGAUCAAGACGGACUCGAAUCCGACGCUGCGGCGCAACAAAAUCUACGACGGUCGUGAUGGUGGCAUCUGUAUCUUCAACGGUGGCAAGGGUAUACUGGAGGAGAAUGACAUAUUCCGCAAUACGCAGGCGGGCGUGUUAAUAUCGACCCAGAGCCAUCCGGUGCUAAAGCGCAACCGAAUUUUCGACGGUUUGGCGGCCGGUGUCGAGAUCACGAACAAUGCGACGGCUACGUUGGAGUACAAUCAGAUCUUCAACAACAAGUUCGGCGGCCUCUGUCUGGCCAGCGGCGUACAACCGAUCGUCGGCGGGAACAAGAUCUUCAACAAUCAGGACGAGGUGGAGAAAGCGGUAUCGGGUGGACAGUGUUUGUACAAAAUCUCGUCCUACACUUCGUUUCCGAUGCAUGAUUUCUAUCGCUGCCAUACGUGCAAUACUACCGAUCGCAAUGCAAUCUGUGUGAAUUGCAUCAAAACGUGCCACUCCGGUCAUGACGUUGAGUUUAUACGCCAUGAUAGAUUUUUCUGCGAUUGCGGUGCCGGAACGCUGACAAACCAGUGUCAGUUACAGGGUGAACCGACGCAGGAUACGGACACCCUGUACGAUUCGGCUGCGCCGAUGGAAUCCCACACCCUGAUGGUGAACUAGGAGCAUCAAGGAAUGGAAGGCGUACACUAGCAGUCAACAAACUAAGUUGCCACGGUACUCACUCUCCAGCAAAAAAGGGUGUGCAUGAGGAAACAAAACACAAUCUAGAUUGUAAGGCUUCUUUAGGAUACAGCGGCGGAUCGUAAUCGAACCCGCCAACCCAUCUCCGUAGCAUUUGCCGUGGCACUGACAUGGGCAUGGAAACGGAACGGUCACUUAAAAGAACGGCAAUCACUGUAACUGAUGAAAGGUAUAGCCUACCCGGCAAUGUGGUGGUACCCUGGCGGUCACCAUCUGCGGUAGCGCGAAGUCGUAUCCGCAGCGAAGCAGCACAGUAGUAAGCGAUAGUAUUUUAACGUUAAGGGUGUUAGAGCGUACGGGAUUUCGGGACGUUUUUUUUUUUGGGUGUGCGUGUGUAUGCUCCAGUAACUCGUGUCUGUGCUUGUGGCCAUUUCAGUCUGUGUGUAUGUAUGUGCGUGAUUGUGCGAACGAAUGUGUGUGUGAAAUUGUCCCUUUGUUUUGGAGGUUGGAGUGAUCGUACUAUACUAGCAGCUGGCAGGAAGUUUGUCUCAGGACACAGUGAAUCAUACGACACGAUAGGUGAUAAUUCUAUCCAGCACCACGUAACGAUCACGCCUGUAGUCACGCAAAAAAGGUACAUAGUAUUAUUAUUCUUUAUGUUUUGUUUUCGGUGAAUAGAUUGAUGUUCAUGGAUGGUUUGUACCGGGUGGACCUUUUAGCGUUAUUCAGAUGCGGAAAUCAAUCAUGCUCCAUGUGCACGUUCAAUUCCGCAAACGAACUGAUAUUAUUGAUCAAUUGCAAGGAUGUAACCGUCUUUCGCAUAUUAAGAGCAUGAUCGGCGGACUGGAGUGUUUCUGCUCACCCGUUGCAUCAUUACUAACAUUAGGUAAGCUGUGCAAGGCUUUCGAACGGCAGCUCACGGAAUUGCUCCGUGUUAUUGUUCCUUUUGCUACGUGGAACUCGUCUUAGCGAUCUUAACUCCUCCGCCAUAGGCCAUUUGGUAUGAAUAUAGGUAGCUUAGUUUUUGGUAUAACAAAUGUCGACAAGACUUGAGUUACAAAUUCUGUCAACUUAAGGUCUGCGGUGUUGACGAAUUCGCUUUUUUCCCCCUUUCUUGCCCAUUAGUUUCUGUGACGCGGUCUAAGGUCUUUUUUGUGGUUUUGCGUGGCUUCUCCACGGUGUAACAAUUUACGAUCAUAAACAAAGCACAACCGGCAUCGGAACACAGCGCGUAAGGACUGGUUUUUUUUUCUGUAAAGACUGUUUAACACGUUAGUUUGUUCCUUUUUUUACCCAUAAUGCGAUAAGAAUGACAGGACGUACUAAAUUUGUAACAUUGAAAGGCCAUGUCCCCGGUAGAACGCCGGAACCUUAUUCAAGUCAACCAGUUCUGGGUCAUGUCAUGCGAAUGAUGUCGUAGAUGCAUCCCUCAGAAGCGCUGCGAUUGUUCCGUCUGGACCGCAUAGUAUCUGAUAUGAAUGCCUCAAUCGCUUAUUUUUGGCCAUACUCUCGGCAACGGCAGCAGACUUUCAGCACUGUGUGGAACAAGCAUGAAAUGCACAAAGCAACGAUUAAGUUAAAAAUUAUUUUAAACAAGUACAAAAAAUCAAAAACCUCAACUUCUCCUCUUCUCAGGAGGGCGUUGAUCAGGAUUCUACAUUCAUUCAUACUGGCUGGAUCCGUUUCGUAACGCGAUUUUGAUUAACAGAGCACACCCUUGAAGAGUCAAGAAAUCGAGAAUGGAGAGCAAUCAUCCCGCGUCCCAGUGCAUUUAUCUGUGUUAGUACAGGAUCUUAUCGUAUGAUUCGUGAUCGUAUUUCUAUUAUUGUAUUUCUUUAUGAUAUGUUAAAGGUAAUGUCUAAAUUAACAAAGCAAACAUGUUCGCAUCAUCCCUCCCACAUGGCCGCUUCCCUUCCUUCCUCCAUCCAUCCAACAUCUGCCUAUCUGCUCCUGUAUGAUAUUAUACGUUCGUCAUUGUUUUUUUCUUCUUCUGGCCACAUAAGCGCCCGCCUGUGUGGUAUGAUUUGUACAAACUACGGACGUCGAAAAAAAAGUAGAUGAAAUUGAGGAAAACGAAAAGAAAAAAAACAAACUCAGCAUGAUACAAUUAGUCGUAAGGGUCGUAGUUUGGAGGCAGAAACGUAAAAUCGUAUGUAUGUUGGUGACCAUUUUUUAAAUUCUGUGUUACAAUGACUUUUAGUUUUAAUGUCCACUUUAUCCAUUAGUCAAACCGUGUGCAGAUGAAUUGUUCGCACUGCAAGGUAAAUCGUCUACAUAAUCAUAUUGUAACUGGACCCGAUGCAAAUCGUGUGCUUAUGCGUGUGUGCGUGUGUGAGUGUUUCGAGCGCGUAUGAAAAUUUUGCCGUGCACUUUUAAACCAAUUCCAUGUGUUUAGCGUCUUAGUUUGUAAGGUACAUCUUCCGGAUAGGUCUGUGGUGCGGAGGUGGAGAAUGCCGGGAUGGAUGGGGGAAUGUGGGAAUUGGAAAAAUGUGUUACGUCGUAGAGUUGUAUAAAUUAUUAUCAUUGCGUAUAGCGUACAUUUUCCUUGUUUUAGAUCUAAUUACCACUCGCUCUCACUUUUUUACAACUAGGCAAAAUAUUUAUAGGAUCGGAUUAUUAUUUUACAAAACCGCAUAACAUGUACGUAUUAUACAGAAAUAUCGCCCGCUCCUUCCUCCUAGAGCCUGUGACGUUACGACAAACUGGUGUCCAUUUUGCCCGCAAACGUGUGUACCACUGUAAUGUCUCUCUAACAAGCUGCCGCUGUGUGCUGCACCACCCUAAGCCGUGGAUCUGGUGCGGCAGCAGUAGCAGUAGAAAUCAAAUUCAAGAAAGCGGAAAGAAUGCGCCGGUAGUCGUACCAUCUUCAGCUCUAGGCCGUAGGUUCGCAAAUGUUUUCGGAAACACUAAACAAACUGAUAAUUUUCUUAUCGAUUCAUUUUUAUGCAUAUAUAAAAUACGUGUAUCACAAAUUUGA
Anopheles funestus (African malaria mosquito) is the source of this 9175-nucleotide messenger RNA. It is a transcript of the gene FBXO11, whose product is annotated as F-box only protein 11. The coding region runs from base 2188 to 6177 and encodes 1329 amino acids. Gene Ontology annotation, molecular function: zinc ion binding; protein binding. Gene Ontology annotation, biological process: protein ubiquitination; regulation of apoptotic process; ubiquitin-dependent protein catabolic process. NCBI's taxonomy places the organism in Eukaryota, Metazoa, Arthropoda, Insecta, Diptera, Culicidae. The record is from RefSeq and is a predicted model, not a curated record. The transcript has 7 exons.